Messenger RNA from Penicillium digitatum Pd1, 2091 nucleotides. RefSeq names its product guanine nucleotide exchange factor SEC2. NCBI's taxonomy places the organism in Eukaryota, Fungi, Ascomycota, Eurotiomycetes, Eurotiales, Aspergillaceae. Gene Ontology annotation, biological process: exocytosis. The record is from RefSeq and is a predicted model, not a curated record. Gene Ontology annotation, cellular component: cell tip; Golgi to plasma membrane transport vesicle. Gene Ontology annotation, molecular function: guanyl-nucleotide exchange factor activity.
AUGAUUCCGCGCAAUGCCCAUAAGAGGUCGCUCUCCUCUGAACACCGGUCAUUAUCUCCUGACCGAACUGUCGUCAAAGCGAAAUCCACCACCGAUCUCUCAGACAGCGCUUUUUCUCAUGGAACGCAAAACUCCGGAUUCGAUGAGAGAAGUUUCAGCACCUUGCAGGACCCGCGAUUGAUGGUCGGGCCGGAGGUCUCAGAAUCAACGUCAUCAUCUCACCACCCUGAUUUGAGCAACGAAGUAGCAGCAUUAUCCGUGAAAUUGAUCCAGGCCAUCAACAACCAAACAGACCUCGAUGAUAGCCUGAUUGCUACCCGGCAGGAGCUGGAGCUAGCUCAGGGCAAGAUCCAAGCUCUGGAGUUCCAAAAUGAGAAGUAUCGGCGAGACAUUGAUAACAAAGUUUACAUCAAAAAGUUCGACUCUGAUCGCGAAAUCGCGCUAUUACGGGAUGCAUUAGCGAAAGAAACAAUCCAGCGUCUCGCUGCAGAGAAGGGCAGGAAGAACAUUGAGCAGGAAGUGGAAACGCUUACUGCGGCUCUCUUUGAAGAAGCGAACAAGAUGGUGGCUGCUGCUAAGAUCGAGCGGGAGGUGGUGGAGAAGAAGAAUGAGCAGUUGCGUUCACAAGUCAAAGACACCGAGUUGCUCCUGGCAUCACACCAGGACCAGCUUGCCGAGCUCAAGUCCGUCAUGCAAGCGAUGAACCUUCACAAAGAUGAUAUCGACAGCCGUGCUACUAUCACACCACCAUCCCCGGAUCAGCUCUCACAAGCGCAAGGUUCUAGUCACCACGAGACAGAGCUUGAACCCGUUCCUAUAUUGAUUGACAGCCCCGAGGAGCUCACCCCGGGCUCUUCCUCUAGUUUCCCACAGCACCUUCGUAUGGUAUGCCGGACGGAUCUACAGGCUUAUGAGGACUUCCGCGAUCUGCUAGCACUCUCUCGGAGCUCUAAACCCCCUAGCCGUGCUGCCAAUGGGCCAUAUGGAGGUCUGAACAUGAUGAGUCUGGCAAGCUUUGCCAGUGGAGGAUCUCCAUCGUCGACCUCAUCACCCUCUAGAGUGUUUACCCAUUCCCCCAAUGGGAGCAUGUCCUCCACAACGGGAUCGAAUUUUUCCUUGAAGGAAACUCGCUUCUACAAGCGGGUGCUUAUGGAGGAUAUUGAACCGACAUUAAGACUAGAUCUAGCGCCGGGGAUCUCGUGGUUGACACGGCGUACUGUUCUAAGCGGAAUCUGCGAAGGCAGUCUUGUCGUGGAGCCAAUGCCCCUUUCAGCCAAGAAAUUCGAAUUCCCCUGCUCCGUCUGUGGCGAGCGAAGACCCGGUACGCCUAACGAGCGAACCCAUCGUUUCCGAACGUCAGAUAGUGAGACCGCUCAAAGGUACUCACUUUGUAUUCUGUGCUUGGAAAGAGUGCGCUCGUGUUGCGAGUUCACUGGCUACUUGCGUCUCAUUCUUGAUGGACAUCUUCGGGCUGGCGAUACCGAAGAAGAAAAGGAAAUUUGGGAUGAGACUAUCCGCCUCCGAGAGAGGAUGUUCUGGUCCCGCGUCGGAGGAGGCAUUGUUCCAUUGUGCAAUCGCCCAAGCGAACCAGAGGCGGAGCCAGUCAGCACAGAGUCUAUUAAUGGCACCGUCGAGGACGACGAUGAUCGUUAUCUCCAUCCUGUGGACGUAACUUACCUCGAGUCCAGGAUAGAGGAAGUAUCAGUGACGGAUCAACUAACACCGGAGACGCCAACCACCGCAUCCCCUACUGGGCACAUAACCCCGCCCGAUCUUCCUCUACUUCCAAGUUCUAUCUAUGACAAGGACGAGGCUGCCUCCUUCAGUGGCUCGGAACGAAAGCGAGUUUCUAUCGACUCAGUAGCAAGCGUUUAUGAAGAAGCUAGCGCUGACGUGUAUGCCAACUCCACGGCGCUUGCUCUUAACGAGCCCUCGAUCAUUCAGAGUCGAGAGACAGACACAGACACAGACAUCGCCCAACCCAGUGCCACAGCACCUGCUCUCAAUGAGUCCUCGAUCAUUCAGAGUCGAGAGACAGACACAAAUACAGACACAGAUACAGACAUCGCACAACCCAAUCCAAUGGGUUGA